AUGUCCCAACUCCUCAAAGUGGCCGCAGCCCAAUGCCACACGCUCGACACUACAGCCAACACCCUCAAACAACUCGAACAAAAAGUCAAAGAAGCCGCCUCUCAAAACGUCGACCUCGUUCUCUUCCCCGAAGUCUACCUAGGAGGCUACCCCCGCUCAGCGACCUUCGGUGCCAGCGUUGGUGAACGAAGCGCUCAUGGGUACCAUCAAUUCCUGAAAUACUUCCAGGGAGCUGUGGAUCUUGGAGACACGCCGAUUGGAGCGGAAGAAGAUUGGGUAGAGCGAAGGAUACCGACUCGUGAAGGGGAAGUUCGUGGUGAUGGUACGAGGGAGGAGUUGGAGAGAAGUGCGAGUGAGACUGGCGUCUUCAUCGUCACUGGUGUCCUUGAGCGGUCCGGCGGGACCUUGUACUGCGCCGUGGUCUACAUCGAUCCAGUCAAAGGUGCCGCGGGAAAACGUCGCGAGGUCCUCCCGACCGGCAGCGAGAGACUCGUCUGGGGCCAAGGUCAUCCUCGAACACUCAAAGCCAUCACUACCACUAUCAAAGGUGUCAAGAUCUGUCUCGCGGCUGCAAUUUGCUGGGAGAACUACAUGCCACUUCUUCGCCAGGCGCUCUACCAGCAAAAUGUGAAUCUCUAUCUUGCACCGACUGCGGACGGACGUCCGACUUGGCUGCCUCUCAUGCAGACGAUAGGAUUUGAGGGACGGACGUUUGUCGUGAGUGCGAAUCAAGCUACGAAACGAGAGGGCAAGUUUAUCAGCGGUGGAGGAUCUUGUAUCAUCUCGCCGUUCGGCAAGGUAUUGGCUCGCCCCAUCUGGGACGCGGAUGGUGAGCUUCUCAUCCAGGAGCUUGAUUUUGAGGGCUGUGAGAAGGGGCAGCUUGACUUGGACGUGUCUGGGUCGUACUCUCGCAACGACUCAUUUCAUUUAUCUGUAGAUGGCCUGGAUCUGGUGCCGCCACCUUGA
This is a messenger RNA of Zasmidium cellare ATCC 36951, 966 nucleotides long. RefSeq lists its product as uncharacterized. The coding region runs from base 1 to 966 and encodes 321 amino acids. Lineage: Eukaryota; Fungi; Ascomycota; Dothideomycetes; Mycosphaerellales; Mycosphaerellaceae. The transcript is spliced from 2 exons. Gene Ontology annotation, molecular function: catalytic activity. The record is from RefSeq and is a predicted model, not a curated record.